AUGGUCCCAGACCUGGACAAGCUCGCGGGGCGGGUGGCGGACCUGGGCUUCAACUGCGUGCGGCUCUGCUACAGCACCGAGAACCACCUGUCCAACCCCGUGGUGGCGGACCGGGACGUGGCCGCGAACCCGCGGCUCAAGGGCCAGCGCUUCAUGGAGGUCUUCGAGGCCACGGUGAAGGCUCUCACGGACAAGGGCCUCAUGGUGAUACUCAACAAUCACAUCUCCAGAUCCGGUUGGUGCUGCAACGUCAAGCAGGACGAAGGCUUCUGGUACACGGAGCAGUGGCCGGAGGACAUGUGGCUCCGGAGCAUGGUGGAGAUGACCAAGCUCUUCCGGGACAACAGCCUGGUGGUGGCCUUCGACAUUCGCAACGAGCCCCACGACAUCCCAGGGCGCUUGAUGACCUGGGGCGAUGGGAAUCCCGCCACCGACUGGGCCAUGGCGGCGGAGCGUGCAGGCAAUGCUAUCCUGGCGGUGAACCCGGACAUGCUCAUCGUGGUGAGCGCGCUGUGCUUCUGCAUGGACUUGCGACCCGUGAAGAGCCAUCCGAUUAGAUUCAACAUCCCGAACCGCUUGGUCUACGAGGCUCACAAUUACAUUGAGUUCCAGAUCGCCACGCUCUUCUCCAACAACUUCAUCUCGUGGAGGGAGGUGGGCGAUAUCGCGCUGUACGUCCUGGUGGCACUGGUGGUGGUGGAUGUCCUGAUGUUGUACGUGUGGAACAGGAUCGGCAGGCCGCGGCCCCGCAAAUCCACGUUGCUGGCCCUGAUCUCCGGCUGGGCCGCCUUCUUUCUGGCCGUCAUCGCAGGCAUUUGCGCGUACGCCUACCAUUUCUACAUCGCCUACUGCUCUUAUGUGGCACGGUACUACCUCUUGCCCGCAACGGUGGGCUGCAGCGUGGCCUGCCUGGCGUUGCUGCUGCUGGGGAUUUGGGCGGCCAGGUUUGGGCUCAGGACCCGCGACCAGCGAGCGGUGCGCGGUGCUCCCGGAGGCCUGCGGCGAUGCCGUGGAGCUUUGCGAGUGCGACAGUGA
Messenger RNA from Effrenium voratum, 1035 nucleotides. Lineage: Eukaryota; Dinophyceae; Suessiales; Symbiodiniaceae. The record is from the annotation of a GenBank genome assembly.